CGAUAACUACUUCUUUGAUAGAUACCCAUUUUUAGCUCUCUUCUCUCUCUCUCUUUCCUCUCUCCUCUCUCCUCUCUCCUCUCUCCUCUCUCCAGAAGGGCAAAACCCUAAAGAACCGUUUACACCCACCCAAUUCUCAUGGAUGAUGAUGCAUUGAACAUGCGCAAUUGGGGAUAUUAUGAGCCGUCCUUCAAAGGUCAUCUUGGCCUGCAGCUCAUGUCCACUAUGUCUGAGCGGGAUAUAAAACACUACUUACCAGGCCGUGAUCCUUCUGUUAUGGUUAAUGCUAAUGGAUCGUUUCAUCCUCGGGAUUGCGUCGUUUCUGAAGCACCGGUACAUAUGAACUAUGUGAGGGACAAUUGGGGAGGUAACCCCAGAGAUAGGUUUCUUAAUAUGUUACCUGCCAAUCACAAUUACCCUGUUAUUCCAGAGACUUCAGGAGCUCACUCCUUGCAGAUCUUGCAACCACCCUCUUCUUCUAGAGAUGAAAUGGCAGGAAGUAGAGUUGAAGAGCCUCCAGUGAAGAAGGAAGGUGGGAAAGCAAAGAAAAGACAGAGUAAUGAGGCUGGCCCCAAAACCCCCAAAGCUAAAAAACCGAGGAAACCAAAAGAUACUAGCACUGCUGCUGUGCAGCGUGUGAAACCACCAAAGAAGAACAUUGAUCUUGUUAUAAAUGGGAUUGAUAUGGACAUUUCAGGUAUUCCAAUCCCUGUCUGCUCCUGCACUGGAGCUCCUCAUCAAUGUUACAGAUGGGGAUGUGGUGGUUGGCAGUCUGCUUGUUGCACUACCAAUAUAUCAACUUAUCCUUUGCCCAUGAGUGACAAAAGACGUGGUGCGAGGAUAGCUGGGAGAAAAAUGAGUCAGGGUGCGUUUAAGAAGGUACUCGAGAAACUAGCAGCUGAUGGCUAUAAUUUUGCGAACCCAAUCGAUUUGAGGACUCACUGGGCGAGACAUGGUACCAAUAAGUUCGUCACAAUCAGGUAGAGACUAAUUCUGUUGGUAAGUUCAUGGUUACGUCGUCUGCUUGAAUUGUGUAUACUUCUGCAGAGCUCUGGUAGUUUGUAGUUCAUGAAUUUUAUUAACAUGUCAUAAUUGUUUACAAUAUUUGGACACUGAAGUUCUUUUAUUUAUUUUCCCUUAGCUUAUGUGAUACGUGCGAGCAAACCAAGGAAUUUAUCUGGAUGAAAUUCCAUUUAUUUGA
This is a messenger RNA of Cucurbita maxima (winter squash), 1201 nucleotides long. Its product is annotated as protein BASIC PENTACYSTEINE2-like. Gene Ontology annotation, molecular function: DNA-binding transcription factor activity; sequence-specific DNA binding. The coding region runs from base 139 to 984 and encodes 281 amino acids. Gene Ontology annotation, biological process: response to ethylene. Lineage: Eukaryota; Viridiplantae; Streptophyta; Magnoliopsida; Cucurbitales; Cucurbitaceae. The transcript is spliced from 2 exons. The record is from RefSeq and is a predicted model, not a curated record. Gene Ontology annotation, cellular component: nucleus.